ACGGUUCUAUGGGCUGCCAUUGACUUCAAUGGCGGAAGAGGAAUAAUAAUAAUAAUAAUAAUAAUAAUAAUAAUAAUAAGAAGAAGAAGAAGAAGAAGAAGAAGAAGAAGAAAACUAACGAUAACAAUAGGUGUCUACGCCCCGAAGGGCAGCGUGCUGUGGUGAGAGGGGUAAAUAAAUAUGGCGGAUUCUACCAUUCAGUAUAACGGGUUUAAUCAACUUGCUAUCAAAACCAGAAUAUAUCGGCUACGAAGAGACGACAGAGACGAUUGAGACGUUGUUUCAAUGCGUUUUUUUAUUAUGAAACGUUCGUGAGCAUCCUGACAUAGACCUUAAUCUCUGUGCCAUUUGGCUACAAAUGCAUUUCUCCGCUUCACUAUUGCGCCGUUUUGACUGUAAAAAAAAGGCAGGCUUGUAGCAAACUAGAAUAAAUUUUAACGAAGAAAACUGCGUAAGAAGAAUAUGGGAUACAAGGUUCCAGGUGCUGCAAUGGAUCGUGUUAGUCUGCUUUGGAGGUUGAGGCGUCGAGCCCGUCGAGGGGUAUUGUGCAUGGGUCUUUUUUGCAUGACUAUGGCUGUACUGUAUACUCUUUGUGCUGAAAAUAGCGUACCCGUCACUGAUGCUAUAUUUGGGGUGAGGGCAAGGACUCGGGCACAGCCAAGGGCACACACCAUUGCAAAGGUGCUUCGUGGAGCAGGGGGAUCAAAACCGAUGUAUGUGGACCCUCAAAAACUCCCAGGUGUAAUUCCCGGAAAUCCUCAAAAACCUAUUCCGGUUCUCUCAUCCUUAAACUAUUCACUGGAGGCAAGUCAAAAGGAGCAGCACUCAGGGAGCAAAGGAAGGGAACAACAAAACGGGCUUCUCGCCAGGCUAUUGGGCAGACCAUUGAGGCGUGCAAUUGAGACUAUUCUAGGUGGCAGCAAGAAUGUUGAUGAUUUCUUUGUCACUAAGGGAGUUAUAUGGAAUGAUGAGAUGUCCAGUACUAUGCUAGGCAAAAGACUGAGGAAGGUGGUGCAGAACUAUCAGGCGAUGAAUAAAUAUGGUGUGACUUUCCCCAUCCCAGAAGGUGGAAAAAUACGAAAAAAACUAAGUGGCCCACAGCUUCUGUGCCAACUGAAAGAGAUGGUGAAAGUCAUGACAUUAACUCCAGAGAUGGAGCCAUUUGCUAAAUUUCCCUGGGCUUCACUGCUGCCUGCACAACCCCUGACAUCUUCACUUGGCCCAUUUAAAACAUGUGCUGUUGUUUCAUCUGCAGGAUCUCUGCUAAACUCAAGACUAGGGAAAGAAAUUGAUUCCCAUGACGCAGUCAUACGAUUCAAUGCUGCACCCACUGUGGGUUUUGAGAAAGAUGUGGGCUCUAAAACUACAGUGCGCCUGAUCAAUUCUCAGCUGAUGGCAUCAGAAGAGCACCACUUCCUGUCCAGUUCUUUGUACAGCAGUGGAAUUUUAGUGGCCUGGGAUCCUGGCCCUUUCUCCUCUGACCUAAGUGAGUGGUAUAACAAGACGGAUUACCCAAUAUUUAAACAAUAUCAACAGUACAGACGUCUGCACCCUCAACAGCAGUUUUAUAUCCUACAUCCCAGCAUGGGAUGGCAGCUAUGGAGGCGGAUACAAGACAACAUGGCUGAGCCUAUUCAGAAGAACCCACCUUCAUCUGGCUUGCUAGGAACAGUACUGAUGAUGUCACUAUGCGAUGUGGUCCAUGUCUAUGAGUACCUGCCAUCAUGGCGCAGAACCGAGCUCUGCCACUACUAUCAGAACUUCAAAGAUGCAGCCUGCACCAUGGGUGCCUUCCACCCUCUGCUCUAUGAGAAGAACCUGGUGAAGAGGAUGAACAAGGGUUCAGACCAAGACAUCUAUAAUUAUGGCAGGGUGAAACUGCCUGGAUUUAACACUUUUGACUGUACAUAGACUUCCAACUACUCAACUUCUAAAUGAAAGACUGUAUUUAUUCAAUUUAGCAUUCAGGAAUGUAACUGUAUUAUUUAUUGCAUGACUCAUUGUAUGACUACUGCAGCUUAUUUAGAAAAAUGAAGCUGAUAUGUAGGAAAUGGUCUCCUUCCUUAUAAGCUUUACAUACUUUUAUAAGCUACUUGUUAAUGAGAUGCUUGAACGGAUAAAGAGCACCUAUUUUUCAUCACCAAUCCAGCGAAGGAUAAUUUUGGAUGCCACACCUAUCAGAUGAUUACCAGGUAUUCUGUUUUUAUCUGAAUAGUUAGGACACAGUUGACAGUUUAUUAGUUAAAUUUAUCAAGUAAGGGAGGUAUGCUUUGUGCCUAUAUCACUGACCGUAGUUCAUUUGUUGCUAUGCAUAAUUUGUCAGCCCAAUCUAUUAAUGAAAGGAGGCCACCAUUGGACCAGCAAUGAUAUUUGGGUGGUUGUCCAUUUUUUUUAGGUCAGAGUGCUUUUGGCAUGUGUAUUUUUCUUCUUCAUCUUCUUCUUUUUCUUCUUCUUCUUCUUUUUCUUCUUCUUCUUUGAAACAACAAAAUCACCCUUUAAAGUGGUCCUACAGUUAUGCCUUUCCUGUAGUAAGGCAAUAUAUGGUGGGUUUACCCGAAAACAUUGCCAAAAUGAGGAAUAGAAUAUGAACAUGAGGUAAUUAGAUUCAUUAUAAAAAAUGAUCAUGAAGUAGAAGCAAGUCAGCACACGUACAAUUAUUUUACCUACUCCUUCGUUAAGUAUGUUUUAUGUCUUUGGUGCAGGGAUCCGAGGGGAAUUAUGUCGGUCAAAAAGGUAAUAAUACUAUAAUAAUACUAUAGUAAUUAUGCCCACGAAACUCCAAAAAAUGGCUAAACAAUUUGGAUAUGCAGUACUAUGCAUAAAAACCCCUCUUGUUUUUAAUCAAAUGGCCUUUUAUCACUUAAUUUUUAAUAAAUUGGUAGUGAACAAUAAUGAUGAGAAAAUACACAGUAUAUCGAUUUACAGUUAAUUUUCACUCAAACACCCUGGCCAAAAGUUUGCAGAUGCCUGACCAUCAUAUGUAGUUCUUCUUCAAACUACUGCUGCAAAUAUUUGAGUGUACAUGAAGUGUAAUGAAGUUUCCCUUCAUUUGACCUACAAAGUGAUUAGUAAAGGUCGAAGUGGAAGAACUCCAUCCUGCUGAACACCACUGGGAUGAAAUUAAUUCCUGGCUUUGCCUCAGAACUUCUCACGCAACAUCAGUGUCUGACCUCAGUAAAACUCCUCUGGCUGAAUGGACUCAAAUCUCCACAGCCACGCACCAAAAGUUAGUGGAAACCUUUCCAGAAGAGACGAGUAAAUAAUCUUGAACAUCCCAUUCAACAAGCAGAUAUGGGUAUAAUGGUUACGUGUCCAAAAAACAUUUUUCCUUAUAGUACAUUUAUUUUUCUGGUACCUGUGACCAGUGACAAUAAAGGCUACUACUACUACUACUUAUGUAGGUCGAUAUUCAAGUUUGCUAUUAAAAAUAAAAUGUUGAUCUGUGGGUUUUUCUGCUAAAUACUUUUCCACAUUAUUAUUAUUGUUCAAUAUUGUUAUUAUUAAGCAAAUGGCAGCAUUAUUGUUUGCCAUCAAAUAAUUACAAAGAACUUAAAUGCCAUUUUAUUGAAAACAAAAGUUUGCCAUUUGACACAAAUUACCUUUGCACCGGACUGUAUAUAUCAAUCUAGCAUGUAAUUUGACUGUAAAUAAUUAAUCUCCAGUGGAGGAACCUUUCAUAAUUAGAGAUCACUUAUGUAUAAAAAUCCUGUCAGUAUAAAUGGAGCACCUAUUAACAGUAAUUUGUUAAUAUGCAUACAAUCUUUGACGAUGUCUCUUUUAAGGCCCAAGUUGAGGCAAGUAUUUAAUGUAUAUAUGCAUUUGUUUAUUGCACUGUGAGGCUUUAUACCAACAGAAAUACUGUUCAACUUCAUUCUUUACAGAAUGUUACUGCAUGUAUAGCUUAAAUUGCACUGCACUCUAGCUUUGACAAACAUCUGUUUCAUUCUUUGUGUUAUUAUUUAAAAACAAAAUCUAUAUAUAUGUUUGCUGGAAGUGCAUGAAAUUCUGGUUUUGUUGCCGCAAAGAGUGUGUUGUUAAUAAGCCUGAUUUCUGCAUACUGAUCAACCUACACCAGAUGUGUCCGAGGAAUCUAAGGUGAAAAUUACGCUGAAAGAUCAAUAUAAAAGACCGCUAUGCACAUUUCAUUCCCAUGUAAGACUAUGGCAACAGUAUGUUUAUGUAUAUUAAGUACAUUUCCUCAUAUUUUUUAGAAUUAGAACCAUUAGAGUUUUCUUUCUCUGUAUAAUGCUUUCUCGUUAUAAGUUAUAUAAAUUUUCACUCAGCAGACACAGUAGACAUUCUGAUACCAAAGUGUGGACACAGUGUAGAGAGAAAAUAUCAGCAUGCAAACCAGAAAUAAAACUGCAACUGGGUUUUA
Molecule: messenger RNA, 4378 nt
Organism: Tachysurus vachellii
Lineage: Eukaryota; Metazoa; Chordata; Actinopteri; Siluriformes; Bagridae
Gene: st6gal1
Product: ST6 beta-galactosamide alpha-2,6-sialyltranferase 1
Exons: 8
Coding region: 463-1911 (482 amino acids)
Molecular function (GO): sialyltransferase activity
Source: RefSeq, a predicted model, not a curated record